Ipomoea triloba (trilobed morning glory) is the source of this 1654-nucleotide messenger RNA. RefSeq names its product putative PAP-specific phosphatase, mitochondrial. Gene Ontology annotation, biological process: sulfate assimilation. NCBI's taxonomy places the organism in Eukaryota, Viridiplantae, Streptophyta, Magnoliopsida, Solanales, Convolvulaceae. Gene Ontology annotation, molecular function: 3'(2'),5'-bisphosphate nucleotidase activity. The transcript has 9 exons. The coding region runs from base 210 to 1448 and encodes 412 amino acids. The record is from RefSeq and is a predicted model, not a curated record.
GAAAACUGAAACACUUUCGUCUCCAAAUAUCCGUAAGGAAAACUAACCAACGGACUCAACUGUCACCGGGCUGCUCAAUCUAUCCCCGCCGGCCGCCAUUAUACUCUUCGCCGUUAGGACUUGGCGUUUCUCAUCAUAUAAUGAACUUUAAACAUUAAAUAUAGCAUAUUCCCUUCGCAGCUUCCUUUACCGUUUGAUUCUCUCCUGCAAUGGAUCUUCUCCUUCGCUACUCCGCCGUUCGAUUCCCCAAAGCUCAUCCAUGCCGUCCGUUCGAUCAGCCUCCCCGCCGGCGCUGCUUCACCGUGAGGUUGAGUUCGAGGCUUCCGUUUUCGGAGCAGAAAGCGAAAUACUACAAAGAACUCGAGGCAGCCGUGGAUGUUGUUGAGAGAGCUUGUCGUCUCUGCGUUGAUGUUAAGAAGUCAUUGCUCUCCAGUGAUGGUGAUGGACAAAUUCUUGAGAAAAAUGACCAGACCCCAGUGACUGUUGCAGAUUUUGGAGUGCAGGCUUUAGUUAGCUUGGAGAUGGGUAGACUAUUUCCCUCUAUUCCUCUGGUGGCUGAAGAAGACUCGGCAUCUUUGCGUGUGAAUAAUCUGGUUGAUCCUGUGGUUGAUGUGGUUACAACUAAAGCAACAUUUGGAGAUAAGUUGACAGAGGAUGAUGUUCUGAGAGCAAUUGACAGAGGUGGAAAGGAUGCCUACACAUUUGGCCCUUCUCCGGCCACUUAUUGGGUAUUGGAUCCUAUUGAUGGGACAAGAGGGUUUGUUAAAGGUGGCGAUGCUCUGUAUGUGGUUGGCUUGGCUCUUGUAGUUGAGGGACAAAUUGUUUUAGGAGUUAUGGGCUGCCCAAACUGGAAGGAAUACAAUUCUGACAAUUCCUCAGCUGGAUACAAUGAGAAAACGCCCAUGACAUCAGGAAUCCUAAUGGUUUCUCAUUUGGGAUGUGGAACAUGGAGAAAGAGGUUAUGGAACACACAAAGUGGUGAAUUGUCUAAUAACUGGACCAGAUGCUCUGUUGAUGAGUGCCAAUUAGUUAAGGAUGCAAGCUUUUGCAUUCCAGAGUCUCAAACAUGGGAGUUAAUACCCCUAUCAGCUUUAUUUAAUGCAAAAAAUCAGGCUGAAAAAGUUGGAGACAGAGACAUUCUUCUUUUGUCUGCUUGCUGUGGAAGCUUAUGUAAAUAUUUGAUGGUGGCUUCUGGAAGGGCAUCAGUUUUUAUUAUCCAUGUGAAGACUGGAAAACUCAUCAGGGCAUGGGAUCAUGCUGUAGGAGUCAUAUGCAUCCAUGAAGCUGGAGGAAAGGUGAGUGACUGGAGAGGGAGUGAUAUUGAUUUUGCAGAAGAUGAAGUUGAACGGCGACUCAUAUUUCCUUCCGGGGGCAUUCUUGUGACCAAUCAAAGCUUACACAAGGAUAUAUUAGGGAUGAUCUCUUCAAGUUCAUCAGUGGUUUAUUAGUUCUGGGUAUUCCUCCACCUCUCUCUUGCAUCCUCAACUCAUUUGUUGUCUGUCAUUCAAUAUUCUGCAUUAUCUAUUCUUCAAUCCUUGGUUUAGUUAAGUUCAGAUUAAACCCUCAAAUUCUUGAACUGAAUCAACUGAUACAGAAAACCAUACUUCUGUCAUAAUAGUAACAUAGUAUAUAUUUGGAUUCCUUGGCCUCUCAA